Molecule: messenger RNA, 411 nt
Organism: Rhagoletis zephyria (snowberry fruit fly)
Lineage: Eukaryota; Metazoa; Arthropoda; Insecta; Diptera; Tephritidae
Product: dolichyl-diphosphooligosaccharide--protein glycosyltransferase 48 kDa subunit-like
Cellular component (GO): endoplasmic reticulum membrane; oligosaccharyltransferase complex
Source: RefSeq, a predicted model, not a curated record
GCAUCGGUUUUAUUCGGUAUAUCGAAUGGUGUGCAUCGAUGUUUUUCUUACAUUCCUGAAUUAGACAUCUUCCGAAAAUUUUCCGGCUAGAAUCCACGAUGGUGAGUGUAUCGAGGUAUUUAGUAUUUAUUUUUCUGGCUAUUCAAGCUUCGAAUGCGAUUUUGGAUUCUGAUGCGAAUACCUUAGUCUUACUUGAUAAUUUGGCAAUUCGUGAGACACAUUCUAUAUUCUUCAAAUCAUUGCAAGAUCGCGGCUUUAAGCUAGUUUAUAAAUUGGCUGAUGAUUCUGGCUUAGUCCUUUCACGUUAUGGUGAAUAUAUCUACAAAAAUGUUAUUGUAUUUGCACCAAGUGUUGAGGAGUUCGGUGGCGAUCUUAGCGUAGAAAAGCUCACUGAAUUCGUUGACGAUGGUG